CAUAUCGAACGCACAAACAUGGAAUGCAACACAACCGUCUCCUUCAAUUCAUAACCCCUUUCCAUGCAAAUGCAAAUGCCAAUGCAAAACCCUAAUCACAUUGCAAUUUGGCAUCCAAUUAAUUAGGAGAUAUGAAGAAAGGCCUUUUCAAGCAAAAGCCCAAAACACCAGUGGAGCUUGUGCGCCACGCGCGAGAACUUCUCAUUUUUGUCGACAACAAAACCGGAACUUCUCGUGAAAGCAAGCGCGAAGAGAAGCUUUCAGAACUAAGCAAAACCAUAUUCGAGAUAAGGACCUGUCUCUAUGGAAACGGUGAAUCGGAGCCAAAUCCCGAUGCAUGUACUCAGAUCACUAUCGAGUUUUUCAGAGAGGACACGUUUCGCCUUCUUAUCCUCUCUCUGCCCAAUCUCAAACUCGGGGCUCGUCAAGAUGCGACUCACGUGAUUGCAAAUUUGCAAAGGCAACGAGUUAAUUCGCGACUAGUUGCUUCUCAGUAUCUGGAAAACAACUUGGAUAUUGUGGAUAUGGUGCUGCAUGCCUAUGAAGAAGGUGGUGACAUUGCUUUGACAUAUGGUGCGGUUGCAAGGGAGUGCAUGCGCCACCAGUGCGUAGCGAGGCAUGUCUUGGAAUCAGAGCACAUGAAGAAGUUUUUUGAAUUCGUUCAACUACCAAAUUUUGAAAUAGCAUCAGAUGCUGGUGCAACUUUUAAAGAGCUAUUAACAAGGCAUAAGUCUACUGUCGCGGAAUUUCUUUCUAAAAAUUAUGACUGGUUUUUUAAAGAGUACAAUCAGCUGCUUGAAUCUACCAGUUAUUUCACUAGAAGACACGGUAUAAAGUUAUUGGGGGAUAUGCUAUUGGAUCGCUCGAAUUCUGCAGUAAUGGUCAGAUAUGUGAGCUCGUUAGGUAACAUGAGGAUCCUCAUGAAUCUCCUAAGAGAUUCUAAUAAGACAAUUCAACUCGACACUUUUCACGUUUUCAAGCUAUUUGUUGCAAAUCAAAAUAAGCCUCCUGAGAUUGUCGGCAUACUUGUUACAAACAAACAUAAGCUUCUGCAAUUUUUGGGCAACUUCAAUACUGACAAAGCGGACGAGCAAUUUCAAGCAGAUAAACAACAAGUAAUUAGCGAGAUAAUCGCUCUUCAACACAAGGAUCGUCCAUGUACAUCUCUGGACAAUUGUGAAGUGUCAUGUUGAGUACUUCGUACCCGAAUUUCCAGUUAUCUUCCACUUUCUGAGUCCCACUUUACUAUGUGAUAAUGUGAAGUCUCGUUGGCUCGCUUGCUUCUUUUCUU
This is a messenger RNA of Abrus precatorius (Indian licorice), 1291 nucleotides long. RefSeq names its product putative MO25-like protein At5g47540. The record is from RefSeq and is a predicted model, not a curated record. Gene Ontology annotation, biological process: intracellular signal transduction. Gene Ontology annotation, molecular function: protein serine/threonine kinase activator activity. NCBI's taxonomy places the organism in Eukaryota, Viridiplantae, Streptophyta, Magnoliopsida, Fabales, Fabaceae. The coding region runs from base 132 to 1193 and encodes 353 amino acids. The transcript is spliced from 11 exons.